AUAAAAUGAGGGUUACUAAUAGUCUUCUGAAUAAGCAGAAAGUGCAUGAGAGGAAGCAUAGAGAAAGCCUCAUUGAUGAGCCAGAGACUAGGUACUCUGAAACCAGUUUUGGUGACUUUCAGGGUAUCGAUAAAUUCAGGAAAGCUAAAUCCAUUAUUUAUAUUACACUCGCUUUCUUAUCAAUCGCGUACUCAGGUGUCACAUUCAUAUUCUCCAUUCUUGCUUACCAAGAGACUGGUGAGAGGACCUGGGAAAUCAGUCAACUAGUUUCUAACUGGAAGAGUACUCCAAUUGUGACAAUUAGUGCUACUGAUGGGGCAAAAUGCCCUGAAAACUUUGAACCCAUUGCUAGCACAAUCUGGCCUGGCACUUUUGAGGGAUGCUAUUGCAGUGACACUGUUCGUGAGCCUAAAAUCCAGGGCUCUCUCGUGAAAGGAGAUUGUGAUACAAUUCAAACAGAAGCUGGAUGAACUAGAGUUAAUGAAACAAAUCCCUUGUAUAUCAGAAGAUUUUAUCCAAAUCAAUUAAUAUGUGCGGAGAGGAAAGGCCAGGAUAUUAUUGAUACAAGGAUGGUAUCAUCUUAUGAUGACAACGAGUGACCUCAUGAGUAUAGAAAAUGCGGCCCGGAUGGCAACCCUCAUCUGCAGACAUGAGUAUCAAUCCAGUAUGAUUGACCAAUCAUAAGUAUCAAGAAAGAAGCUAGCGACAACCAGGAGUUACAUGACCAAAACUAUGAAGAAGUGCAACUAGGUGAUGGAAACUCUAUAUAUUACUCAACCUCUACUGGCGGAGGGCUUCCUAUCUCCGAACUGACUCUGUCUGAAUCCCAGUCUGUCGAUCCAAGACCUUGAAUUAACCUUGAAGAUAGCAACAUUAGAGAGGAUCGGAUUAUUUACAAGCUUUUAAAUACUAAUUUCUACCGAGGAUGUGUUUCUAAUAUUGACGGAAUUACUCAAGAUGAAAGAUGGCAACUUAUUCUGUCAGUCACCGAGGAAGAUAUUUUUAAUACCAAUAAGCUAUUCAGAGACACUAUUAAUGAUCUAUCUUUGUACCCUACGUCUGAAUUCCCUAAAAAUACUUACUAUUUGUUCUAUCGUUCUUAUAUCAAAUGGGAUGAGAGAUGAGAAGGAGACUCAUCUUCUGAGAGGAAAGUAUUAGCUGAGAAUCUUAACCCUAUAAAUACCCUAGCAAAUGCCCAGCUUUUCUUCAUGGUGAUCUGCUUCCUCAGUCUCUUGAUUGUAGGAAUAGCUACUCCUAUAUUCAUUAUCAUCAGGCACUGCAUGAUCUUAAGAGGAGAGCAGAAGGCUACAUACAAGGUCGUUAUUAUUAGUACUGGUAUGAGAUUCAUCAGUCUUAUCUUCGUAGUCUUGAAAGCUUCCUUCCUGAUUAGUUGUCUUGUGUUGAUCAAUAAGUUCCAUACUAUCGUUGUUAAAGCAGAUAAAGACGAUUGUACAGAUCCAACUACUUUGUUUAUCCUUAAUUAUGUUGAUGAGUAUCUAGAAUACGCAAGGAAGCACAAUUGGAUCUCUCUCAGCGCAGUCAUGGUAAUAGCUGGCUUUGAGAUUAUUUCCGUUGUCACUCUAUUCAUCCUCAAGAAAAUUGCCCAAAGAAGAAGGAACGAUGCUAAAAAGAGCUUCCUUGAGAGUCUUACUAAUGAGAGGAACUAGUUUCCUUCUUUAUUUUGUUGAUUUUAUUAUGAAAAUUCAAUUA
Moneuplotes crassus is the source of this 1710-nucleotide messenger RNA. The record is from the annotation of a GenBank genome assembly. Lineage: Eukaryota; Ciliophora; Spirotrichea; Euplotida; Euplotidae.